Ananas comosus (pineapple) is the source of this 1679-nucleotide messenger RNA. RefSeq names its product transcription factor TCP24-like. Lineage: Eukaryota; Viridiplantae; Streptophyta; Magnoliopsida; Poales; Bromeliaceae. The record is from RefSeq and is a predicted model, not a curated record. Gene Ontology annotation, cellular component: nucleus. The transcript is spliced from 3 exons. Gene Ontology annotation, molecular function: DNA-binding transcription factor activity; sequence-specific DNA binding. Bases 392 to 1357 code for a protein of 321 amino acids.
CUCGGAACCUUUUUUUUCAUUUUGUAGGGUCUGCACAAAUGAAGCAUCUUUCCUUUCUCAAGUUGCAUUGAUCGAUAAUUUCGAUCGACUCCUACAAAAUCUGAUCUUCUUCAGAACUUCUUCAGAAGGCGCAGAAGUAUCAAGUGAAUUCAGAGCCAACUUUUUCUUUUUCUUUUUUUUUUUCAGGCCCCUCAGUCUUCUUUCUUACCAGUCGAUUGCCUGCUCAGAAUUGAUUCAAGACCACCACGAUUCAAUCUUGCUGAUCAUCUGAAGGGCUGCACAAUCUUGGAAAUCGCAGAUAAAGUGGAGUUAAUUCAUUCUCCGAAGGGAAGCCUCUUGCCAAUUUUCACAAUCUCAUAAGUUGCUUAGGUGUGAUGAUGAGAGCCUCAAAAUGCUAAAGGAUCCGAGAGAAAAUGAUUUUCUAACUAAAGAAGAAGGAGACACUACCGAUGAUCGUAAGCCUACAACAAGUUUAAGACAAUGGUCAGGACUGAAGGAUCCAAGAAUUGUUCGCGUGUCGCGCGCAUUUGGAGGGAAAGAUCGGCACAGUAAGGUGAGAACAAUAAGAGGAUUACGGGACAGGCGUGUUCGGCUUUCUGUCCCAACUGCAAUCCAAUUGUAUGAUCUUCAAGAAAAAUUGGGAGUUAACCAACCAAGCAAGGUGGUGGAUUGGUUGCUUAAUGCUGCUCAGCAAGAAAUCGACAAGCUUCCUCCGCUACAAUUGCCGCCUCACUUCGAUAUUCAUUUCCCUCACUCGACGCCGAUCUCGAUCGAAGAAACUUCGCUGCGAGCUCCCUUUGGUGCUCAAACUGUCGAGAACUUGGAGCAUAAGAGAGGCAAUGGUCCGCGGCCUUUAUCCUUGUUCAGUAAGGCAAAUGAGGAUGGUUUCGGCAAUCAAGUUCCGCCCGAAAAUCUAGCAACCAUGCAAAGAUCUUUAUUUUGGACCCCGGACGGUCAACAAAGAGCGCGGCAAAGAGUAAUCAUGGAAAAUCAAGAUGCUGGCAACAAUUACGCGCAAUUUUCUACUGACUACCAGCUUGGUGUCCCUAAUAGCUCCGCAGGAUUGAUAAGCAAUGUAAUGCAAUACACUUCUCACUUCCCUAGUGACCCAUCAAAUGCACAUCUAGUCCAUUCUUCUCAAGAGGUUUCGCAUUCUUCGGUUCCGUCAUUGCUUUCACUGAACACACCAGGAUCUCAGCUGGUAUUCUAUCCACCAGGAUCUUUCCCAUCAUAUGUCGCCAACUCAAGCGGCUUUGACGGAAAAGAAGCCAGCCAUUUGCCUCCCGAAAGCUUCGGUUCUCAAAACAUUUCACUGAAUUCUAUGAGAACUUACCUUCACUCACAAAACCAACAGUGAGUAUUUCCUAGCCAUUUCUACAAUGCCUGAAAUUUAGAGAAAUGAAGGUAAGUUAAUUUGUUGCUGCGACAGCAAAAACCUUCAGGGUUUGAAGCUACUUAUGGAUUUAUGCUGCUUUGAUCUUCCCUAUAAAAAUUUGUGAUUUGGUGAGAACUUAAUAGUGAUUACUCUUAUUUUACUGCUAUGGUCUCCGAGUGUUUCCUGAAUACUAUGUGUACAUCAAUUUAUUUGUUUCUUCUUUUAUAUGAGGGAUUGAUGAUUUUUGUUUGUAUAAGAAUGUUUUCAUUUUGGAUAGCUAGUGUUUGAGCAUACUUUGGCAUUA